AUGGCCUGGCCAAGCCUUGAUCCUGAUGCGAUGGAUGCAGUUGGUGAGACGAGACUUUUUGCAACUGGCGAUGUCAUCGACCAAGCAGAACCUUCACAUCAAAGACAGGAAAACACUCGACUAGGGACCUACGAGGACGACAAUUCAGGCGAGCAGGGACUGUCACAGGCCGAGGCCAAGAUCGCGGCAUCCGUCAUGACCCGCACAUACACGUAA
This is a messenger RNA of Fusarium odoratissimum NRRL 54006, 216 nucleotides long. RefSeq lists its product as uncharacterized. NCBI's taxonomy places the organism in Eukaryota, Fungi, Ascomycota, Sordariomycetes, Hypocreales, Nectriaceae. The transcript is spliced from 2 exons. The record is from RefSeq and is a predicted model, not a curated record. Bases 1 to 216 code for a protein of 71 amino acids.